Messenger RNA from Radiomyces spectabilis, 1297 nucleotides. RefSeq names its product fructose-bisphosphate aldolase, class II. Bases 54 to 1130 code for a protein of 358 amino acids. The transcript has 5 exons. Gene Ontology annotation, biological process: glycolytic process; gluconeogenesis. NCBI's taxonomy places the organism in Eukaryota, Fungi, Mucoromycota, Mucoromycetes, Mucorales, Radiomycetaceae. Gene Ontology annotation, cellular component: cytosol. The record is from RefSeq and is a predicted model, not a curated record. Gene Ontology annotation, molecular function: fructose-bisphosphate aldolase activity; zinc ion binding.
CUUUUUCUUCUUUGUAAACCUUUUUCCUUUACACUUGUACUAUAUUAAAAAAAAUGGGUGUUCUCGAUAUUGUUCCCGCUGGUGUUGUCACUGGCCAAAACUUGAAGAAGCUUUUCGAAUACGCUCGUGAGCACAAGUUCGCUAUCCCUGCUAUCAACUGUACUUCUACCAGCACUGUCAACGCUGCUCUUGAAGCUGCUCGCGAUAUCAAGUCCCCCAUCAUCAUCCAGUUCUCCAAUGGUGGUGCUGCCUACGUCGCUGGUAAGGGUUUGAGCAACAAGAACCAGGAAGCCUCCGUUCUCGGUGCCGUUGCUGGUGCUCAAUAUGUUCGCGCUGUUGCCAAGGCUUAUGGUAUUCCCGUGGUUGUGCACUCUGAUCAUUGCGCCAAGAAGCUCCUUCCUUGGUUCGAUGGCAUGCUUGCCGCUGAUGAGGCUUACUUCAAGGCUCACGGUGAACCUCUUUUCUCUUCUCACAUGCUGGAUUUGUCCGAAGAACCCAAGGAGGAGAACAUCGCUACCUGUGUCCAGUACCUCAAGCGUAUGGCUCCCAUCAACUGCUGGCUCGAAAUGGAAAUCGGUAUCACCGGUGGUGAGGAAGAUGGCGUGAACAACGAAGAUGUUGACAACGCUUCUCUUUACACACAACCCGAAGACAUCUGGGAGAUCUACGAAGCUUUCUCCAAGGUCUCUGAUCUCUUCUCCAUUGCCGCCGCCUUUGGUAACGUCCACGGUGUGUAUGCUCCCGGCAACGUCAAGCUUCACCCCGAACUUUUGGGUAAGCAUCAAGCCUACGUCGCCGAGAAGCUCAACUCUUCCAACCCCAAGCCUGUCUUCUUCGUCUUCCACGGUGGAUCCGGUUCUACCAAGGAAGAAAUCAAGACCGGUGUCGAUAACGGUGUUGUCAAGAUGAACGUCGACACUGACACCCAAUGGGCCUACUGGAUCGGUCUUCGUGACUUUUACAAGAAGAACGAAGCCUACCUCCAGACCCAGGUCGGUAACCCCGAAGGUCCUGGUAAGCCCAACAAGAAGUUCUACGAUCCUCGUGUCUUCAUCCGUGCUGCUGAAAGCACUAUGAUCAAGCGAGUCCAGGAGGCUUGCGAGGAUCUUCACAACGUCAACACUUUGUAAAUACGUUAGUUCUUCUAUUCUAAAGUAGUUCUCAUCCACAAAUUUCUUAUUUCAUUAAAUUCAAUUCAUUACGGUUAUUGGAAAAACGUGCAGUCUUUUGUACCAGAACAACAUCUUCAAAUCGAAAAAUACAAUUUUUUCACAUGAACUGAUACAUGGAAAUUUUG